GUUCACCAUGUCCCAUUGCUCUCAUCCAGCGAAAUAACAGCUUCAAUUUCAUUCUCCUAUCAUAUCCCCUCUGAAACAACACAAAAUGGCUUCCAAGAAGCUAGUCGUUGCAGGCGGAGGCGGCUUCUUAGGAGCCAGAAUCUGCAAACAUGCUGCGGCCAGAGGCUGGUCCGUGACAUCUCUAAGUCGAUCCGGAGAACCGCAAUGGGAUCUCGUCACAGGUUCCCGCGAACGGCCCAGCUGGGCAAGCUCCGUUCAAUGGACACGGGCGGAUAUCCUCAAGCCAGAGACCUAUAAGCCAUUUUUGGGCGGUGCCAGUGCCGUCGUUCAUACCAUGGGCAUUCUGCUCGAGGCGGACUACAAGGGCAUUGUGCAGGGGAGGGAAUCUAUUUUCAGCGGCUUGCAGAGGGCGUUCAGCUCGUCGAAGUUGGGAAGCCAGAAUAUUCGGCAGAGGAAGGAAGGGGAAGCGCUACGGCCGCAGGAGAAGGAUGGGCAAUUGACUUAUGAGCUCAUGAAUAGAGAUUCUGCUAUCGCAUUGGCGCAAGAAUCCUUCAACGAGAAAGUUCCGACCUUCGUAUUCAUCUCUGCCGCCAGCGGUGCGCCAAUCCUUCCAAGCAGGUAUAUCACAACUAAAAGAGAAGCAGAAUCGACCAUCUCCGCCUUGCUACCAGAACUGCGGAGUAUCUUUAUUCGACCGGGUUUUAUGUAUGACUCGAGCAGGAAGCUCACGCUCCCGAUCGCCUUGGGUGGUUUCCUAGGUCACGAAGCCAAUUCUCUCCUUGGAAAUAGACUCGGUUUCCUAGGGACCAUGGUAGAGAAGCCACUGCAGGUUGAUGUUGUCGGUCAGGCCGUGGUCGAGGCAAUCGAGGACGAAUCAACGCACGGGGCGGUCGGGCUAAAUCAAAUAGAAGCGCUGGCGACCAAAGCCUGGAGGAAGAGUAUGCUCUGA
Monascus purpureus is the source of this 949-nucleotide messenger RNA. The record is from the annotation of a GenBank genome assembly. NCBI's taxonomy places the organism in Eukaryota, Fungi, Ascomycota, Eurotiomycetes, Eurotiales, Aspergillaceae.